UUACUAAUUACAUACUAAUUGGUAAGGAAAAAAGUUGAGCAACGCACAUCCAAAGGACGGGCGCAGUCUUCGACCGGUGGCGUGUUCGCGAGCAAGAAGAAACUCGGACGAUGAAUAUAUUAACGAAUAUAUCAUCGGCUUUUUGGUCGACCGAUGUUUGGUUACCGCCUAACAUAACAUGGAACGAUAUUAAACCAAAUUCAGAAAACAAAUAUGCGGACUAUCAACACUUAAUUUAUCCUUUACCUAUGGCAUUUGUGCUUCUAAUAAUCAGAUACGCCCUCGAAAGGUAUUGCUUCGCACCAUUUGGAAAAUCUCUUGGUAUAAAAAAUACACGUGCAAAGAAAGCAACACCAAAUGAUAUUUUAGAAAAAGCUUAUGUUAGUCGAAAAAUUAAACAUAAACAAAUCUUGGCAUUGGCUAAACAAUUAGAUUGGUCUGAACGACAAGUAGAACGAUGGUUAAGAUUGAGACGUGCUCAGGACAAACCAUCAACACUUACAAAAUUUUGCGAGAAUAGCUCAAGAUGUUUGUAUUAUACAUAUUCAUUCCUUUAUGGUCUCAUAGUUUUGUGGAAUAAACCAUGGUUGUGGGACAUAAACCAUUGUUACUAUAAUUAUCCAUAUCAUCCAGUAUCAAAUGGUAUAUGGUGGUACUAUAUGAUAUCUAUGGCAUUUUAUUGGUCUUUAAGCUUUUCCCAGUUCUUUGAUGUGAAGAGAAAAGAUUUUUGGCAAAUGUUUAUUCAUCAUAUAGCUACUAUUAUAUUAAUGUGUUUUUCAUGGGUUGGAAAUUUGACCAGGAUUGGUUCAUUAGUAUUAUUAGUGCACGAUUGUGCAGAUAUUUUUCUAGAAGCGGCAAAGAUGGCUAAAUAUGCUAAUUACCAAAAAUUAUGUGAUUGUAUAUUUGCUACUUUCACAGUUCUGUGGAUAAUUACACGUAUUGGUGUUUAUCCAUUUUGGAUAAUUUAUAGCACUUCGAUAGAAGCACCUAAGAUAGUACCAAUGUUCCCAGCAUAUUAUAUUUUCAAUUCUCUGUUAAUCUUAUUAUUAUUCCUUCAUAUGAUUUGGACGUAUUUAAUUCUUAAAAUCGCAUAUAAUGCUUUCUAUGCGGGUCAAAUGGAAGGUGACAUUCGUAGUAGUAGUAGCGAAGAUAUUUCAGAUGCGUCCAUGGAUAGUGCUUCUUUAAAUAAUACUACAAAUUAUGUUACCAAACAAAAUUUGAAACAAAGAGUUCACUAA
Dufourea novaeangliae is the source of this 1238-nucleotide messenger RNA. RefSeq names its product ceramide synthase 6 (gene schlank). Gene Ontology annotation, cellular component: membrane. The transcript has 8 exons. The coding region runs from base 111 to 1238 and encodes 375 amino acids. The record is from RefSeq and is a predicted model, not a curated record. Gene Ontology annotation, biological process: ceramide biosynthetic process. Gene Ontology annotation, molecular function: sphingosine N-acyltransferase activity; DNA binding. Lineage: Eukaryota; Metazoa; Arthropoda; Insecta; Hymenoptera; Halictidae.